Prunus dulcis (almond) is the source of this 684-nucleotide messenger RNA. Its product is annotated as probable RNA 3'-terminal phosphate cyclase-like protein. Gene Ontology annotation, cellular component: nucleolus. The transcript has 4 exons. Gene Ontology annotation, biological process: endonucleolytic cleavage of tricistronic rRNA transcript (SSU-rRNA, 5.8S rRNA, LSU-rRNA). Lineage: Eukaryota; Viridiplantae; Streptophyta; Magnoliopsida; Rosales; Rosaceae. The record is from RefSeq and is a predicted model, not a curated record. Bases 16 to 672 code for a protein of 218 amino acids. Gene Ontology annotation, molecular function: RNA endonuclease activity.
CAAAGUUUUGUAGGUAUGUUGAGUGAAUUUGUGGGUACAAAUAUACAUCUCAAACGAAAACUGCGGAUCAAAAUAUACCAGAGCCCCAAUUGCUCUGCUUCUAAUUUUGUUUCUAGACAACAGCACAAAAGAGGAGUGCAGAGAGCACAGAGCAGAGAGCGGAGAAGGAGCAAAAUAGAGAAAACCAGGUACAAGAAGCUAUUUGGAAGCCAAAACCUAAGACAACAGCUUGUGUUGUCUACACUCACCUUCACGCCCAUUCAAAUUCACGACAUACGAAACAACGAGACAUGGCCCGGUCUCCGCAUGUACGAGGUCGCCCUCCUCAAGUUGCUCGCUUUGGUCUGCCAUGGUUGUUCUUUCGAAAUCAACGACACUGGCAAUGGAUUUAAGUUCAAGCCAGGGAUAGUGAUGGGUGGGUCGAAACUGGAACACGACUGUGAUGUUGAGCGGUCUAUUUGGUAUUUCUUGGAGCCCUUAAUUUUGCUUGGCCUCUUUGCCAGGAAACCCAUUACCAUUACGCUUAAAGAUGGGAUUUUAACAAUCGGUUCAGGGUUUAGGUACAUGCCGCUCGCGGAGUCUUUCAGCCCUUCCUUCCAGAUGUUCGCAUAUUUACUGACCAUAGAGUUGGCCCACAAACUGGAGUGUCACAUGGUUAUGGAACGUCACUAGUUGCAGAAACAA